Messenger RNA from Penicillium antarcticum, 1506 nucleotides. Its product is annotated as SF3a splicing factor complex subunit PRP9. Gene Ontology annotation, molecular function: zinc ion binding; RNA binding. Gene Ontology annotation, biological process: mRNA splicing, via spliceosome. Bases 1 to 1506 code for a protein of 501 amino acids. The record is from RefSeq and is a predicted model, not a curated record. Gene Ontology annotation, cellular component: spliceosomal complex; nucleus. The transcript is spliced from 3 exons. Lineage: Eukaryota; Fungi; Ascomycota; Eurotiomycetes; Eurotiales; Aspergillaceae.
AUGUUGCUUGAGGAUCAACGGUACCUCCAUGAGGAUCUGGAGCGGUUGGAGCAGGCUGUCGCUGAUCGCGUGGCGGAGGAGCCGCGAAACGUCCGCGAACGCCUAGCCCGUGAUCAUGAAGUCGCCAAAUUUCUUGAUAGAAUUGAGGAACAAUCGAAGCGACUCCUCGAAAUUUACAAGGAUGCCGAUGGGCUACGAGAGAAGGAAGUGCAGUCAAUUUCGACCGGCGAUCAAUUCGAAGAAUUCUACAAGCAACUCGCCGAAAUCAAAGAUUUUCACAAGCGCUACCCCAAUGAACCUACCGAGAACCUUGAACGUGCAUACAAGCGCCAUGAACCCGGCGAAGGCGAGUUUUUGGGUAAGGAGAUCGACAAUAUGUUCACUGGUGAAGAAGGAUUUGGACAGUAUCUGGAUCUUACAAAGCCUCAUGAGGACUACCUGAACCUGCACGGGGCCAAGCGAUUGACCUACACCCAAUAUCUCGACACCUUCGAUAUCUUUACACCACCCACCCUAUCCAUCAAGCGCAAAGACAAGAUCAACGAUCGGUACUUCGGUUAUGUCGGAGAGCUUGCCAGUUAUCUAGAGAAUUUUCUGAGGAAAGUGAGACCACUAGAAGAUUUGGACAAGCUUUUCGCUAGUUUCGAUGAACAAUUCGAAAAGCAAUGGGCAGCGAAGGAGAUCCCGGGCUGGACUGAGGAGAAGACUGAGAAUGGCACUUCUGGUCCGACAACCCAAGGAACUGGUGAGGGCACUUGGUGUCCGGAUUGUGAGAAGGAGUUCAAGAAUGAGAACGUCUACCGGAAUCACUUGACAGGCAAGAAACACAUUCGCGCAGCAGAAGCCCGCAAGUCUGGCGAAGCGCCAUCCGCAACCGCAAGCAAGGGAACAUCUGCGGCCUACAGCAUGAAGGAACGUGCAAUCGCAGAGCGUGAACACCGAAUCCGAUGCUUGACGGAUGUCCUGAAGACAGAGCGACAAGCCACGAAGAUCAACGUUGAGCGACGACAGGGUAUGACUGAACGUGAACGCCAAAUGGAAUUGGAGGCUAUUUUGGCCGAGCCCGAGACUGCAGGUGCCGAAGGUCAAGCUGGAGAGGAGUCAGAUGGUGACGACGAGGAGCGUGUUUACAACCCAUUGAAACUGCCCCUGGCCUGGGAUGGUAAACCCAUUCCAUACUGGCUUUACAAGCUCCAUGGUCUUGGAGUCGAAUAUCCUUGCGAGAUCUGUGGAAAUUACGUGUACAUGGGUCGACGGGCAUUCGAUAAGCACUUCUCCGAGUCUACUCACAUCUACGGCUUGAAGUGUCUCGGUAUCACAUCGAAUACUAACCUCUUCCGAGAGAUCACCCGAAUCAGCGAGGCCAUGGCCCUCUGGGAUACACUUGAGAAGGACCGAAAGAAGGACAGAGACUCUCGCGACAAUGUGGUUCAGAUGGAGGAUGCUGAGGGUAACGUUAUGCCCGAACGGAUUUACUUGGAUCUGCAAAAGCAGGGUAUUCUUUGA